Carassius gibelio (silver crucian carp) is the source of this 1728-nucleotide messenger RNA. Its product is annotated as extracellular calcium-sensing receptor-like. The transcript is spliced from 6 exons. Gene Ontology annotation, molecular function: G protein-coupled receptor activity. Gene Ontology annotation, cellular component: membrane. The coding region runs from base 1 to 1728 and encodes 575 amino acids. Lineage: Eukaryota; Metazoa; Chordata; Actinopteri; Cypriniformes; Cyprinidae. Gene Ontology annotation, biological process: G protein-coupled receptor signaling pathway. The record is from RefSeq and is a predicted model, not a curated record.
AUGUACGCUAAGGAGGAGACUGCUGCUGGGGGUGCCCUCCCGGCCCAGAAAGCUCCAGAGGACUCGCCGGUCUUCAUCCUGUGCUUGGACCAACAGCCGGAAGCGAUCCUCCAGCUCCAACUUGAGGUCCAUCAGCGCCUGAUAUUGGGUUUGGUGAAGACCGAGUUUUGGGAAGAGACUUUCCGUUGCCGGCUGAAUGGAUCCUUAAAUACUCAUUUACAUGGAGAAGAGGCACUGAACUGGCCGCCCUGCAAUGGCAGUGAGAGUCUGGACAAUGUUUACACUCUUUAUUCAGAUGUGUCACAACUCAGAGUCUCCUACAAUGUUUAUAAGGCUGUGUAUCUCAUAGCACAUGCACUGCAUAACAUGAGCAAAUGUGAACCAGGAAAAGGCCCCUUUCAGAAUGGGACAUGUGGGAGUCUGAAUCCAGUUCUGCCAUGGCAGAUCCUGUACUAUUUGAAACAAACACAUUUCACAACAUUGGGGGAAGAGGUCCAAUUUGAUGAUAAUGGUGAUCCCAUUGCAUCAUAUGACCUGAUGAACUGGCAAAGAGGGUCUGAUGGGUCUCUUCAGCUAGUGAGGGUAGGAUUCUAUGAUGCCUCCCUUGAAGAUGGCAAAGACCUAGUAAUAGAUGAGCCAGUAAUUAUGUGGCACAGAAGAGAGAAGGUACCAGAAUCAUUGUGCAGUCAAAGCUGUCUGUCAGGCUCCAGGAAGGCCAGGCAAAAAGGAAAGCCUCUCUGCUGCUUUGACUGUAUACCAUGUGCUGAAGGGGAGAUCAGUAAUCAAACAGAUUCAAUUGAUUGUCUGACAUGUUCAAAGGAAACAUGGCCAAACCAAGCCCAAGACCAGUGCAUCCCCAGAACUUUAGAAUUUUUGUCCUUUCAGGAGCCCUUGGGAAUAAUACUUUGGGCAUUUUCAGCAUUUGGAGCCUGUGCAGCAGUAGCAGUGCUUGUUGUGUUUAUAUUGUACAGAAAGACUCCAGUCAUACGAGGGAACAAUAUGGAGUUAAGUUUCCUUCUCCUCAUGUUUCUUUGUGCAUGCUUUCUGAUUGGCCUAACCUUUUUAGGGAAGCCCAGUGACUGGUUAUGUCGGAUUCGUUAUCCAGCCUUUGCAAUAAGCUUUACUCUCUGUAUUUCAUGCAUCUUGGCAAAAACUGUAGUAGUUUUAAUGGCUUUCAGGGCCACCCUCCCUGGCAGUAAUGUCAUGAAGUGGUUUGGCCCUGCUAAACAAAGAUCAAGUGUAAUCUUGUGCACUUUUGUGCAAGCACUUAUUUGCUUUAUAUGGUUUACAACUAAUCCACCUGUUGCAUCAUAUAACACUAAGUUCAUGAGUGCAAAUAUGAUUGUUGAGUGUACUGUGGGAUCUGAAAUUGGAUUUUGGUGUGUGCUUGGUUAUAUUGGCUUCCUAUCUUCGUUGUGUUUCUUAUUGGCAUUUUUGGCCAGAAAACUACCAGACAACUUUAAUGAGGCUAAAUUAAUCACAUUCAGCAUGCUUAUAUUUUUUGCUGUGUGGAUAACCUUCAUUCCAGUUUAUGUGAGCUCUCGUGGAAAGUAUAUGGUUGCUGUCCAUGUCUUUGCUAUUCUAGCAUCUGCAUUUGGUCUCUUACUGUGUAUAUUUGCUCCUAAAUGUUAUAUUGUACUUUUGAAACCCGAGAGAAAUGACAAAAAGUAUGUGGUAGAAAAAAGUGUACAAGUAAUAAGGAUAACCUCACCCUGGAGAGGAUUGUGA